UUUUACUGUCGAUACAUAACAGUUUCUCUCACCGACUUGUCACCCGUCACAGCUUUUAUGUCCGCUCCUCUGCUAAUUGCCGCUGUUGUUGGCGGUGGGGUCCUGCUUCUCAUGCGGCGUUUAUUCCCCCGUCAGAAAGCCGUUAAGUUGCUCCGUUAUUCAGGAGAAAAUAUGCGAGGCAAGACAGUCAUCGUGACCGGGGCAAACAGCGGGAUAGGGAAGGCCCUGGCCGGGGAGCUUCUGAAGCUCCGCGCCCGGGUCAUUAUGGCUUGCCGGGACCUGCGGAGCGCCGAGGAGGCAGCCCAGGACAUCAAGAAGCAAGCGGGACCAGAAAACGGGGAGGUGGUCAUCAAACACCUGGACCUGGCUUCUCUUAGAUCAGUCCGAAAUUUCUGUGAGGAGGUGACUCAGGAGGAAUCCCAGGUUGAUGUGCUCAUCAACAACGCUGGUAUUUACCAGUGUCCCUACACAAAGACAGACGAAGGUUUUGAGAUGCAGCUCGGUGUGAAUCACUUGGGUCACUUCCUCCUCACUCACCUGCUGCUGGACCUCCUGAAGGCUUCGGCCCCUAGCCGCAUCGUAGUGGUUUCCUCUAAACUUUACAAAUAUGGCCACAUCAACUUCGAUGACCUGAACAGUGAAAAUAACUACAAUAAGGCCUUCUGCUACAGUCAGAGCAAACUGGCCAACCUUCUGUUCACGCUGGAGCUGGCCCAUCGCCUCGAGGGGACGGGGGUCACAGUCAAUGCUCUCACCCCGGGGAUCGUGAGGACCAGGCUAGGCAGACACAUCCAAAUCCCCCUCCUGGCAAAGCCGCUGUUCUACCUUGCCUCGUUGGUAUUUUUCAAGAGUCCAUUGGAGGGGGCCCAGACUCCUCUCUAUCUGGCCAGCUCCUUAGAGGUGGAAGGAGUGUCGGGGAAGUGCUUUGCUAACUGCGAGGAGGAGGAGCUGUUACCCAAAGCUACAGAUGAGGAGGCAGCCAAGAAACUGUGGGACAUAAGCAGGAGGAUGGUUGGACUCGCUGACUGAGCAGAGUCCAGCUCUGUGGAUGGAGUUUGGGGAGUGGACUUAAGUGUUCUUGGACCUGAUAGCUAAUCUCUUGCAGCCCCACAGACACCAUUCUAGAAGCGUACACUUGCAAUAAAUAAAAGAACGAUUUCCAUCCUGACGAUAAUAACAUUAAUUGAAGAGCAUAUUGUAGAGUGAAGUGCGAUAGUGGUGUGUGUGCAAGAGUGCCACAAUGCUUAGAGAUUGUAUAAAGAUUUUAAUUUUAAGGUGUGCCUAUCAAAGUGAUGUUUAAAAAACAAUAAAGCAGUGUUAUGUGAAA
This is a messenger RNA of Neolamprologus brichardi, 1327 nucleotides long. RefSeq names its product retinol dehydrogenase 14b (gene rdh14b). The record is from RefSeq and is a predicted model, not a curated record. Lineage: Eukaryota; Metazoa; Chordata; Actinopteri; Cichliformes; Cichlidae.